Xylona heveae TC161 is the source of this 2348-nucleotide messenger RNA. RefSeq lists its product as hypothetical. Gene Ontology annotation, biological process: DNA-templated transcription. The transcript has 4 exons. The coding region runs from base 203 to 2158 and encodes 651 amino acids. The record is from RefSeq and is a predicted model, not a curated record. Gene Ontology annotation, molecular function: DNA binding; zinc ion binding. Lineage: Eukaryota; Fungi; Ascomycota; Xylonomycetes; Xylonales; Xylonaceae.
UUGUUGGAGAUUCAUAAAGUACUACCAAAGAUCUCCAGUUACUGACAGAGAUCACGUGAGUCGGAGCUAUUGGCGGUCAACGUCAAAGAGUCUUAAGUCAACAACGGUGGAGAUGCACAGUGGAUCUAAGCAUCAAAGCAGAUAAUCCUUGUGAACCAAGUUAAAAAGGAGGCUGGUUGGGUCCACCUACAACGAUGUGGCGAUGGAGUACACUUUUGUCGCUCAACCUCAUGCGAGAGGUGUAAAACGCCCAAAGGUAGAAUCGGCUUGUGAAGCGUGCAAGAAAAGAAAGAAACGUUGCCGACAUAGAACAGCGCCCUGGCAGCCAAUUUCUGAUCUAUCAGAGAAUCAAGAGAGACAAAUAUCGCGUUCCAAUGACACUCAACCACAGCAUGAUGGGCCACGUGACUUACCCACUCUGCACACGACAGAUGCUGAGUCCAGCAUUUCAAAAUCAAAGCGGUCUGGAAACAGGGCGAUAGGUUUGACUGAGGGCCCACCCGCAAGGACCCGACGAUUCGUCGGUGACCUCAAUCCGGAAGCGUUUUUGGCCCAAGUUGGUUCUGGGCAGCCCGCACUCGAUCAUGAUCGAGAUAGAGUGGGUAUUUGGGUUGACAGUGCGGAUGAAGAUGAUAAUUCCGGAGAAGCUGAGGAACCGACUCCUCAGGUCGGCCUUGGAAAGGCCUUGCGAGCUACAGAUUUACGUGCGCAAGGAGAGACAUACGAAGAUGUCACACCACAAAAGGAAGACCAAAAUGCACUGUUGGACAUAUACUUUUCCAGUGUCCAUCCAAUACUUCCAAUUGUUGACGAAGUGGAAUUUCGUAAAAUCUACUCGGCGGGAAAGGCUCCAAUCAGUCUUGUCCAAGCUAUGUGUCUUGUGUCGGGAAAGGCGGAACGUUCCCGGCCAUAUCUUCGCAUCAGAGGUGAAUCGGUUGCUCUCAGCUACCGUACUUUUGCACAAAGGCUCUACAAUAGCUUGUCUAGGCAUAUGGAAGAUGGAGCGAAACUUGAUAAAGUUCUUCUCAUCCAAGUAUGUGCAUUGUGUUCAUUGUACAGCGAGGGCCCGAACGGGCUCGAGGAGUCGUCAAUGCAACUCGCCAAGGCCAUCCAAUAUGCUCAUACCAUCGGUAUACACCUGGGCCGAACUCAGCCGGAGCAUCAGCAAGAACAUCUGAAGCAUCUCUUCUGGUCUCUUUGGGGCCUUGACAGACUUAACGCGGGUGUUAAUGGUCGACCAGUAAUGCUUCACGAACGCGACAUAGGACUCGAAAUGAAACCAGAACCAACAUCUUGUGGAGGUGCGUUCCAAAUAUGGCUGCAGAUGGUAGGACUUCUAGAUCGAAUCAUUGGCUUUUACAGGCCAUCGGCCGAUCCUGCAGAAACUGGCUGGGAAGCGGACUUUCCCUCAUUCGAGGAGAUUGUAGAUGCGGCUCAUGGGUGGCGUUUGGGUCGCGGCCUUCUAGUUUCUCUAGAGAUAUUCUAUCAUGCCAUCGCUAUUCUGUCUCAUAGGUCCAGAAUGUCGGACGAGGGACUUCUAUCUAAACCUUCGUCUACUCGUCAGCGUCUAUCGUUACUACAGCUCGUCUCCCUACUAGAAUUUCAUAGCUGCGAAGACUUGGUGCCGCUCCCUUUUGUACCGUACGCGUUUUCACUCGCACUUUCAGUCGCCUAUAGGCAACUGCGUCAGGCGAGGUAUACUCUUCAUCGAGAGAGAGCGAUAGUGGCCAUGAGAAGAUGCUGUCAAAUUCUGACUAGGUUGGGAAGAGUAUGGCGCACAGCUAAUGCUGUGGCCAAAAUAGGCGCUCAGGCCCUUGCAUCUUUGCGAGAAGCAUCUUUCGAUGAUGGCUAUUUGGCAAUGCAGCCAGAGAGUACAGGCUCCUUCAAUUCUCGGGAUAUGGCUUCCGUUGCUAGCGAGGCCUCAGCGGAGAAAUCCAGGACCUCAACCGUGGCAGAAUCGGCGCCCGUGCUAUCAAGCCAAGAGGAAACGUCACUUAAUGGGAUCUUCUCUGGUCAGAUUGAAGACAUUGAUGCUCUUUUUGGAGGCAUUCUGGAUCUCAACCUCCCUAGCAACCUCAACGACAACUUUGCAGAUCAUUUAAGUGGAUACAACGACAUUUUUGACGAUCGUACAAACCUUGACCAGGGGUUUAUUUGACCAGCCCAAAAAUUAAUGAGAGAAAACCGAGGCGUCAAAGGGUCCUUUCACUGGCCGAGUCAUAGUCUAUUUGGAGACACCGGGGUGGGUAGUCUAUACAACUCUGUCCGACACAGGCAUCUUAUUCUUCAAAUUGAAUGAAUGGUGCGUUGGGAGACGAGGGUCAUUAUAUCAACCUCUACUACUACGA